Molecule: messenger RNA, 4878 nt
Organism: Triticum turgidum subsp. durum (durum wheat)
Lineage: Eukaryota; Viridiplantae; Streptophyta; Magnoliopsida; Poales; Poaceae
Source: the annotation of a GenBank genome assembly
AUGGACGAGAUCUCCGGCGGCGCCUUCCUCCGCGCAGGCGACGGCGAGGUGGAUUUGGCCGCAUUGGCGUCCGAGGAGUUCCCCGAGCUGCCCUGGCUGAAAGCCAAGGGGUACUACGUGAUCGAGGAGUUCGUCGCCAACUGGGUCGAGAUCGCGCUGCGGAUGUCGUGGGCGGCGGCCGCGGCCGGGGGAGGCGCCGGCGGUGGGAAGAAGGCGGUGAGGGUUGGGAGGUGCGUCAAGGAGAAGGCCGGGCUGGCGUCGACGGCCUUCUGGAGGGAGAAGGGGUAUGUGGACUGGUGGAUGCGGCUGGAGCCCCGGGUCAGAGCAAGGAUCACUGGGGCCUUCUUCGGGAAGAGUGCAAAGGCGCUGUCCGCUGACACGGUGUACAUGAACAAUCAGCUCUUUGCCACCCCAUACCUUCUUGUUUUACACAUUGCUAAUGUUGGGAAGAGGAUCACUAAAGUUGGUGUCAUUGACAGUUUGUAUGGAAGUACACGGCAGUCAUUUUUCAGAAAGAAUCAACCUGGUUGCGGCGAUGUUGCAAGCAUUCUGUCUUGUAAAAAGAAGCCUGCUUUUGCUAAAGAAUUAAAAAGAUUGCUAGUGCUUCAGGAGAUAGUGUGUUUAAAGAGCAAUAUUACUUUCUGUGGCGGUGAUGCAAUCUUUCUCACUUCAUUAAUGUCAGCUGGCACUGUUGCUGACAAUAUACUCAUGAGAUUACGAAGACUUCUCAUGGUGGUGUCGACGGAAAGUAUAAAUUUGGAGCUCAUUGGGGAUGGAGCAUCAAAUAAUCCAAAAAAGAAUGUUGAAAAGACAAGUGUAGGUUCUCGAAAAGGAAAGAAGAAGUCUAGUAGCUCGAAAAAGCUAGCAGCGUCUUCCAAGUCGUCCAAGGACAAUGGAUGCAGUAGCACAGAAACCCGAAAUUCUAGGAUUGUGUCAAAGUCAAGCCAGCAGACUCCAUCUGUUCGAUGCACUAUUAUUGGACCCGCUUCUGAAGGAACUCCUUGCAAAGAAAUUGCACCAAUACCAAAGGCGGAGCAAGCUAUCAGGUCGGCGGAUUGCAAUAAUCAGUGUAACAAAAAGAAAAACAAACGUAAAGGGAAGGCAAAACUCUCUGAUCUUAUAAGAGCUGAGAACCCUGGACCUGGCAAACUGAAGACAGCUGUUGCUCAUGUUGCUACAGAAGCCUUGCAUAAAUCUGCCGAAGCAGUAGAUGCCCCACUGCGUGUCCCAUCUCAUGUGAAUACAUCCAGCAAUGACAUCCCUGAAGCAGUGGGUUGUUCUGAGUCUUCAAGUAUCUUUGAUGGAACUGAAGAAAAAGGCAUCAAAAGCAGCAGAAAACUGGAAGAUACCUUAUGUUCUAUGGUUAUCUCAUCAGUAACCACAGAGAGUUGUCAGAGUGCACAAAAACCUUCCAACUUUAGUGUGAAUGAGCAGAGCCCAUCACACACUAGUCUAAAUGAAUCCAUGGUCCAACCAUCUUUAUGUUCACCUUCCAGUAGUGAUAAUGUUUUAUCUGGUAAUCCAUGUAGAAACUCUGCUGACUCCUUGGUAAGAUCUGCACAGGAUAAGACUGGCUGUGAUAUAACACAGGGAGCUUUGCAUGGACUUGCUCCUGGUGUUGCAGUGAAGAAUGGUGUAGAUGAAUAUUAUGCAUUCAACCGGAACCUACUGGGAGGAACGUCAUAUGAGUGGCCUAGUGUAGCACCCCAUUUUGUAUCACCUGAAAUGCAACAGCGCCCUGCUGCAGCAGACAGGUUGCAUCUUGACGUUGGUUACAGAUGGCCUACUCAAUUUAACCAACCUUUCAUUCCUGCCAACCAUCAGGUGAGAAGCUCACCAGUUGAAGCUGGAUGCAAUCAAAUGUUAUCUUCUCUGUCAGUGCCCUUAAGUUUUGAUUGGCCUCCUGUUUUCAGAGGUUAUGGUAAAUUGACUCAAAAUGCUGCUUUAAGUUAUGAUCCAGUAUUUGCCCCACAUAUGCAGUCUUCUGCUUGGCCUGGGUUUCCUGCUCAACUAAUUCAGAGAGGUGGCAUUUGCAGUGAAAAAGAUAGGAAAUAUUUUAGCGAUAGUGACCCAAGAAACACAUCAGAUGUUGGGGAUGAUACUGAAAGCUAUUGGUUUUCUGAAGAAGAAUCAGAUGGCCGCGCAACUUCUGGAAGAGAUAUUAAUCAAUAUUUUGGCGGAGGCGUGAUGUAUUGGAGUCCUGCAGAACAUGCUGGAACGGGCUUUUCUAGGCCACCAUCUCUUAGUUCAGAUGACAGUGCUUGGGCAUGGCAUGAGGCAGAUGUUAGUCGAGUUGUCGAUGAUCUGGCUAUUGGGAUUCCAUCAUCAACAUAUAAUCCAACUGGUCCAUCGUCACCACCAUCCAGCCCAAGCCCAUUCUGUUCCCAGAAUGAACCUUCUGAUCCUUCUCCUCAGCCUGCUUGUCACUCAGUGGCAGGGAAUGACAUCAAUAAUGAAGCUUCACAUUCUCCAUCUUCCAUGCAAGACAGUCCUGAAGAUAAGAGUACUUCGGUUGUAAAGAGUCCAUCUUGUGCCAGUGAAAUAGUAAAGGGAGAUACAUUACCAUAUGCAAUGCUGCGGCCAAUAGUUGUUUCUAAUAUAUCACGAAGGCUAUCAAGAUCUGACUUUAGGGGUGGUCAUGAUCGCAGGAGCCCAUGUGUGUCUUCGACCAGGAGGGAUAUACCUCUUGUAAGAAGACCUCCAUCACCAGUAUUACUUAGUGUUCCUCGCAUGCCUCGGCCACCUCCUCCUUCUCCUGUUGGAGAGUCAAGAAAACGUGGAUUCCCAAUUGUUAGAUCUGGCAGUUCAAGCCCGCGGCAUUGGGGGAUGAGAAGUUUGUUUUCUGAUGAUAAAAUUUUCAAUAGGGCUCAGUUUUGCUUGGAUGGCCCUGAAGUCGUAUGGCCUUCAUGGGUGAAUAAAGGCACCUCUACUGGUACACUGGUACAAUCAAUUGAGGAUACUGUCUUGCAGGACCACCUUGUUAAGAUUUCACAGCUUUCACGUGAUCAACAUCCAGAUGUUGCAGUUCCUCUGCAGCCACCUGAUAUGUUAAAUGGUUCACCUCACAAGGCGUCCCUUUCUUUGAUGCACAAUGCUCUACAUGAAGAAAUUGAUCAAUUCUUUUGUGCACGUGAAAUUCCUUCUUUGAUGGGUGUUGAUGCUAUUCAUUAUACUUGCAAGGUUGCUGCUGCAAAUCUGGUGACGAAGCCCUAUAUAAAUUGGGCUGUCAAAAGGGUCACACGGUGCCUGCAAGUCCUCUGGCCCCGCUCGCGUACAAAUCUAUUUGGCUCAAAUGCCACUGGUUUGGCCCUUCCAACUAGUGAUGUAGAUCUCGUGGUUUCUCUCCCCCCAGUCCGAAAUCUGGAACCUAUUAAAGAAGCUGGAAUUUUGGAAGGCCGCAAUGGCAUUAAGGAAACAUGCCUCCAGCAUGCGGCAAGGUGCCUUGGAAAUCAGGAUUGGGUUAGGAGUGAUUCCCUCAAAACGAUUGAAAACACAGCAAUACCUGUGAUCAUGCUUGUAGCCCAAGUACCUUGUGACAUAAAUAUGUCCAACGAGUACCCUUCUGUUCUGGAUAGCUCACAAGAAAUUUCAGUCAAUGUGCUUGGGGAGCAAGGGAGCCCUCCUCGUUCUGACAAUUCUAGUUCAGAAGGCAGCAACGCGCUUGCGGGCUCAAAAAUGAAUAAGGAUGAUUGUGAUGCUGUGCGGUCAAUACGUCUUGAUAUAAGUUUCAAAUCACCAUCCCACACAGGACUCCAGACUACUGAGUUGGUUGGUGAGCUGACUCAGCAAUUUCCUGCGGCUUUACCCCUUGCCUUAAUCAUGAAGAAGUUUUUGGCAGAUCGUAGUUUGGACCACCCAUAUUCGGGUGGUCUAAGCUCUUACUGUUUGGUGUUGUUAAUCACUCGUUUUCUUCAGCAUGAACAUCAUCUUGGUCGGCCUAUUAACCAAAAUCUAGGGAGCCUUUUGAUGGAUUUCCUGUAUUUUUUUGGGAAUGUGUUUGAUCCACGCCAUAUGCGUAUUUCCAUCCAAGGAAGUGGAAUUUAUUUGAACCGAGAAAGAGGGCACAGCAUUGAUCCAAUUCAUAUCGAUGACCCUCUUUGCCCUGCUAACAAUGUGGGCCGGAAUUGUUUCCGGAUCCACCAAUGCAUCAAGGCUUUUGCUGAUGCUUUUGCAGUUCUAGAGAACGAGCUACUGCAGUUCACUGCAGAAUCAAUGAAAAGAACCUGUGAGUCCACAAGCUACAGGAACUGUUGGGUUGGAAUGGCCUCUGCUUGUGUUCUAGACACCGAGUUACUACUGCAGCUGGUGGAAAAGAAGGUUUUCUAUUUAGUGCAGGCUUGUUCGAAGAUCCUUAACCUCGUGCCGGUGGUAUGUGCUGCCAAGGAUGCGGAAAUGGACUGGCCUAAUGAUGUGUGCUGCCAGACCUAUAAGUCAACAUCAGCUUGUGGAACAGGAAGUGGAGAAAUUCUACGAAGGAGGCUACUUGUGUUCGGAAACAGAGUAGGAAGCAACUCCUACUUGGAGCUGGUACAAGGCUUGAUGCUGGAAGUGGUGUCCGGUGUAGCAAAGCGAUUUUCAGAUCGUCGUUUCUCCGGGACAGCAAGAUUGUUCCUUGAACACACCAAGAGGGUAACUGCGAAGAUUACUGCCGUGAUCUCAAGUACCAGAUUCUUCGUUGCAGUUACUCGCCAAUGGGAUUGCCGAGUUACUCUUCAGAGACAGUCAGAGCAAUCUUUAGGGCAUGAGGAACAUGGUCAGCUAACGGCGUUGGCUCGUCUUAUAAAGGCAGACUUGUUUCCUGCAGCUGAUGAGAUUCAAGUUGCUGCUUUUGUAGCGAAGCACACUUCGGUUCCUGCUUUUGUAGCGAAGCAGAUUUAA